GAUGCGCGUGUUCGAUUCUUUUUCAAAAACGAUAUUCAAAAUGUCUAUUCGUACAUACGGUCAAAAACCACAAUCAUUUCCUUUGGACGACUCCGGGGAACAAUUUAUGAUCGGCAGUGAAGUCGGUAACUAUGUCAGAAUGUUUCGUGGCUCUUUAUACAAAAAAUAUCCAUCGUUGUGGCGUCGUAUGGCCUCCCUGGAUGAACGAAAAAAGAUCGUAUCCCUUGGGAUCGGGCAUACAACUUUAGCUACGAACGUCACUCUAGUGCGAGCCUCCGAAGUCGAAGACAUUCUCGAAGGAAACGAUGAAAAAUAUAAGGUCCUGACAGAGGUUGCAGACACUACGAGAGAAAAAAACUCUGCGAGCAAGCCAAAGCGAAGUACAACGAGCUGGUUACCUCAGAAUCUCUUGCCCAGUACUUCGUAUCAUCUCGACGCAGUGCCGUGUUGUACUCCUGUUAGUCGGACGCGACUAGUACAAAAGAGAUUUAGAUCUUUCCCGAAAUGUUAUGAUAAUCACAACAUGGCUGCAAUUCAUGAGGCUGCAAACAAGGAGGAAGAUUUGGUACCGAUCAGAUUAGAUAUUGAUAUUGAGGGUCAAAAACUUAGGGAUUGCUUCACUUGGAAUAAGAAUGAAACAUUGAUAACACCCGAAACAUUUGCCGAGGUGCUGUGUGAUGAUUUAGACCUUUCACCCAUGCAGUUUGUACCAGCAAUUGCUCAAGCUAUCAGAAAUCAAGUUAAGCAAUACACAGCUGAGUCUGAAAUUGCUCUUGAUAAGCAGACUGAUCAGAGAGUUAUCAUAAAACUUAAUGUGCAUGUUGGAAACAUAUCUUUAGUGGAUCAAAUCGAAUGGGACCUGUCGGACACGCAAAAUAGCCCUGAACAAUUUGCCCUCAGCCUCUGCACUGAUCUUGGACUUGGUGGAGAGUUUGUGACUGCGAUAGCCUACCAUAUCCGUGGUCAGUUAAGCUGGUACAACAAAACUUACGUAUUUAGUGAAACGCCUCUUCCUACAGUUGAAGCAGCCAUUCGCAACCCACAGGAUGUUGAUAAUUGGUGUCCGUAUUUGGAAACGCUCACCGAUGCAGAGAUGGAAAAGAAACUUCGUGACCAAGACAGAAAUACCAGGAGAAUGCGUCGCUUGGCCAAUACAGCCCCAUUGACAUAUUAAUAGUACACAAGAACUGCCGUUUCACUGAAUAUUUCAUUUGAUGAACCUACAAAUCUUGUUCGGCAUCAAGCCUUGAAGUGUUCACAAGUGACAGUGUUGAAAUUAAAAAGGUUUUGUGGUGUGGUAUAUUCAAACAGAUUAUUAAAUAACAGAUAAUCGCCUAUGUUCAUAUACCUAACUGUACAGAUUUAGAUUGUAUUAUACUGUAUAAAAUAUUGUUGUUAAUUCAUUGUUAAAUUGCUACAGUAUCUCUUGACCGACACUGUCAACAGGAACAAGCUAUGUUAAAUAUUUCAUACAUUUGUACAAGCAAAUAAAUUGUUGUAUUGUUUCA
Molecule: messenger RNA, 1508 nt
Organism: Dendronephthya gigantea
Lineage: Eukaryota; Metazoa; Cnidaria; Anthozoa; Malacalcyonacea; Nephtheidae
Product: SWI/SNF-related matrix-associated actin-dependent regulator of chromatin subfamily B member 1-A-like
Exons: 5
Coding region: 2-1174 (390 amino acids)
Biological process (GO): regulation of transcription by RNA polymerase II; chromatin remodeling
Cellular component (GO): nucleus; nuclear chromosome
Molecular function (GO): transcription coregulator activity
Source: RefSeq, a predicted model, not a curated record